Messenger RNA from Cyprinodon variegatus (sheepshead minnow), 3769 nucleotides. Its product is annotated as nuclear receptor ROR-beta-like. Gene Ontology annotation, molecular function: zinc ion binding; nuclear receptor activity; RNA polymerase II cis-regulatory region sequence-specific DNA binding. The transcript is spliced from 10 exons. Gene Ontology annotation, cellular component: nucleus. NCBI's taxonomy places the organism in Eukaryota, Metazoa, Chordata, Actinopteri, Cyprinodontiformes, Cyprinodontidae. Bases 396 to 1886 code for a protein of 496 amino acids. Gene Ontology annotation, biological process: regulation of transcription by RNA polymerase II. The record is from RefSeq and is a predicted model, not a curated record.
GAAAGUAGGUUAGCAGGGUAGACUGAGAGGAAAGCAGGCGGAUAGAGAGGGAGGGGGGAUCCAAACAUCGCUCCUUCAUCGUUAGGAUCCGAUCUGUCAAAAAAAAAAAAAAAGUUGAAGCGAAGCUGCUCCUCGGUGCGCACAGACGGCUACAAUGAGAUCAGAAGCGAUUUUCUUCACUCUUUUAUUUUGCUCGAACUUGAUCGAGCGAUAAUUGAAAGGAGUUUUCCCAUUUUCUAUCUUUGUGUGUUUUUCCUCAGCGCAUUUGGGACUAAGUUAAUAUUUAUAGAGCCAGUUCAGCCAGGCUCCAGCGCUUUUAUUCACACUGUUUUCCAUCACUGAAUUCAUGAAGCCGAGUCUUCAACGCCCUGUUCAGAAUUAAAGAAAACAUCAACAUGAGAGCUCAAAUCGAGAUAAUCCCCUGUAAGAUCUGUGGGGACAAGUCCUCAGGGAUCCACUAUGGAGUCAUCACCUGUGAAGGCUGCAAGGGUUUCUUCCGUCGUAGCCAGCAGAACAAUGCGAUGUACUCUUGUUCCCGACAGAGGAACUGUAUGAUUGACCGAACAAACCGCAAUCGCUGCCAGCAUUGCCGUCUACAGAAGUGUCUGGCUUUGGGCAUGAGCCGAGAUGCUGUGAAAUUUGGCCGCAUGUCAAAGAAGCAACGCGACAGCCUCUACGCCGAGGUCCAAAAACAUCAGAAGUCUCAAGAAUGUGUGGGCUCCAGUGGACCCACUGUGCUGUCUCUACCCAGGGAGGAUGGAGGCUGUGGCAGCGGGGCGGACGACGGUGAAGAGGGCUUGAGCCAAACCUACAGCAGUGUAGGUUCCACCUCAACCCUUAGCGACCUGGACGACAUCGCUGCGCUGCCCGAUCUGUUCGACCUGCCGCUGACGCCUGAGGAGGCCAGCGAGUACUGCAGCCUGGAGCUGCUGGGAGGUGGAGGAACCAGCACCGGAAGCACAUCCAACUCUUCAUCCUCAUCUUCUGCUUCCUUAUCCAACCACAACUCCCCACAGCAGACCAUAAUGGACACAGGAGACAGCUGUGGGAGUCAGCUUCUGCUUACACACUCGCUUCUAGGACGCAGACACUCAUCUUUGGACCAUCUGCCUGAAGACUUCUCAAUAACAGACCUUGAGCACAUCACUCAGAGUAUUGUCAAGUCACACUUGGAAACAUGUCAAUACAGCGCCGAAGACAUGAAGAGAUUCACCUUGGUACAUUACACACCCGAAGAAACACGAGGUUUUCAAAACAAGUCAGCGGAGUGGAUGUGGCAGCAGUGUGCACACCACAUCACCAAUGCCAUCCAGUACGUGGUGGAGUUUGCCAAGCGCAUCACAGGUUUCAUGGACCUGUGCCAGAAUGAUCAGAUUAUAUUACUAAAAGCAGGUUGUCUGGAGGUCCUACUCAUACGCAUGUGCCGCGCCUUUAACAGCAACAACAGCACCAUCUUCUUCAACGGAAAAUUUGCCCCAGCUCAGUUCUUCAAAGCUCUCGGGUGUGAUGAUCUGGUGAAUGCCGUGUUUGAGCUUGGAAAGGGACUUUGUCGUCUUCAGCUCUCAGAUGAGGAGAUGGCCCUGUUUAGCGCUGCUGUUCUUUUAUCGCCUGAUCGACCCUGGCUGUCAGAUAGUCAGAAUGUUCAGAAACUCCAAGAGAAAGCCUACCUGGCUCUGCAGCACAGUCUACAGAAGAGUGGAGCUUCUGAGGAGAAAUUAGACAAGAUGUUGUCGAAGCUGCCUGUAAUGAAGUCCAUCUGUAACCUCCACGUUGAUAAACUGGAGUUUUUCCGUUUGGUGCACCCAGAGACUGCCUACAGUUUUCCACCUCUGUACCGGGAAGUUUUUGGUAGCGAAAUGCCUCUGCCGGAUUCCACCGACAGCUAAAUACAGAGAUAAAACUAGAGAGGAUUCUAGAAAUUAGAGGAGGCAAACGUGAGACAGAGAACAACAGAAACCAGCAGUUAAAGAGACAAUCAAGGACUAUAAAUACUCAGUCUCCCUAAGUAGUCCUCCACUAUCCCAGCAGGCAAAGCACCUUACACUACAUACCAUAGAUACUUCUGCUCAACUGCAAAUUGUAGCAUUGUAAAUCAGUGCUCGGGCAUCUUAUUAAAAUCACAGCAGCCCACAUGGCAUGUUAAAAGCUCCAAGCUCUAAAAUAUAUUAAAGUAUGGAUCCACUGGGGAUCACCGAACUAGUUAUGAAUGUAUCUCUUUUAUUAGCACCAGUGCACAAAUAAGAACCAAACAAUGAUGAAUGUACAAACCUGCAAAUCUAAAACAAAGUUUCUCACAUAGAACUGGCAAGAAGUUGAUGAAUAUUACUGCAGAUGUUAGGCAAAAGCUCUCGAUAUUAUACAUCUCAGAGGGAUGCACAUGCAUUUUCACGCACCCUUUCACUGAUUCUCAUUUAGGGACCAAGAUCACAGAUCAGAGCUUCCUCUGAUAUGCAUAGAAACCAGUUGACUCAAACAAAUUGACUCACUGUCUAGAGUCAAGACAGCAAUCAGUUUAACUCACAGUAAGUAGUAUUAGGUGCUGCCUUUUCGUGGGCUUUUGUAAUGCAAUGAAAAAAACCUCAGUCCCUCAAACCCCCUUCCUUGUAAAUGCCACUUAGAGACAGGAAAAGAUAAAACUAUCUUUAAUUUAUAUACACAUUUAUAUAUAUAUAUAAAAAAAAAGAUAUUUUAAAUAAGAAUGUAAAUAGAUAUCUAUGUGAGUAUAUGGAAAGAGUAAUGGACGGAGAAAAAGGAGUAAAGUGGACACGGAGGCACAACUGAUGUUUGGACUCAGAUCUUUUUUGUAUAUUUUAUUUUUUUUUUCUGGAUGAGUUUUCCUCUUUUGGCAGAAUUCUCAGGUUUCCACUGCAGCAAACCCCUCUUGGCACAACAGCAAAGGGACAGCCAGUCUGCCAGUGAGGGGGUGGACACUUGUUGCAGAUUUAUCCUAGCAAGCAGGAGGCAGCAAACUUGCACACAGUAAAGAAAGACGAAGGAAAAGAAAGAACUGCUGACUCCCCCUCUCUGACAGAGACAUGAGGACAAGCGCGGGCACUAAGCGACAGAGAGGGCAAGCCAAAAGAUGACUUAAUGGACUAUAUAAUGACAGGGGGUAACACUGUCUGGUGUUUCUGACUGUCAUUCAGUACGGCAGGAGUACAUUGAUGUAACUGUGUUUUGCUGAAAGUGUUUUUGUUAGCUCAAGGCUGGGUUUGCAAUGGUCCAUAUGCAUCAUAAAAACCUCUCUGCUGGUUGGUGCAACUGUAUUAUUUUGUACAUUUGGAGUUUCUCUCCUUUAGUCCUACACCCAACACUUUUCCAAAUAUCAAGCACUUAUACUUUCCUCUUCCUCACUUGACACUAGUCCAAGGCCAGACAGAGCUACCAGCUGCCCCCCUGAGUUUUGCUUCCAUGCCAGUAAGACUUCGGUUAGUCUGUUUUGUUAUUAUUAUUUUUGUUCCAUGUCUGAAACAAAAUCAGCCAUACCUGUUUACAGUUCAUUCAUGUACAUAACACACUGUUAAGGUUAUUAUAAUGUCUUACUACGGACGUGCUACUUGCUGCUCAGGGAGAUAGCUGUAAUCUCUUGUCCCUUUAUUGCAAGUGUCAUCUUUUUAGCCUUGUACUCCUCACAUCUUUGCAUCUAAGACCCAUAACCAUAAUCACUGUGGACGUAAGCUCUAUUUUUGUGAAUGUUAACCACAGAAAGUGUCAAAGCCCCUCUUUGUUUGUCCUAAUGUUGUAACCUUCAAGUUCAGAUUCAUAGAAU